This is a messenger RNA of Podospora bellae-mahoneyi, 2523 nucleotides long. RefSeq lists its product as uncharacterized. The transcript has 4 exons. The coding region runs from base 450 to 2354 and encodes 634 amino acids. Gene Ontology annotation, molecular function: oxidoreductase activity, acting on CH-OH group of donors; flavin adenine dinucleotide binding. Gene Ontology annotation, biological process: secondary metabolite biosynthetic process. The record is from RefSeq and is a predicted model, not a curated record. Lineage: Eukaryota; Fungi; Ascomycota; Sordariomycetes; Sordariales; Podosporaceae.
ACCUGCAGAUCAGCACAUUCCCGCUUCAACUCCUUAUCCUCCGCUUAAUAUCAGGUCCCCGCACACACUGACCAGUCGGUGUGUUUCCACGGACGCGGCUAAACGCCAGACGAGAGGCACAACCGCCAUGUACCAGCUUCGAUAUUGCUUCGUCUGACACUUUGCAUCGUUCAUAAAUCCGAGAAUGCGCCUGUGGCCAGACCUGGCAACUUUUAACAGCGUUUCCCCCUUGCGGUGACAUUUGCAUAUUUAUCCAGCGCUGUUGCUAACAAUGACCUGACAGUCCCAAGACUUCUUCAGCCUAUACGCUGCCUGUCGCUCGGAGCAGUGACCCUCUCGGCACUUGGCCGUCUAACCGAUGCCAUGCCAAUCCCUUAAAAGUGCGCAGGCAUCCGCCGCCCAGCCCGGUGAGGAGGUCCUGAGGACCUUUGAGAGCUCCAACGACUAACAUGACUCGGCUGUCCAGUCUUUUUGUCGCCAUUUUGACGUUGACGCCAACGGCGUACAGCAGACAUCUUCGCGCUUCCAAGGUCUUCCUUGAUGGCCGCCAAGUCCAAAAUGAAUACGACUACGUGAUCAUUGGGGGCGGUACAGCUGGUCUUACAGUGGCUGACAGGCUGACGGAGGAUGGCAGGACCACGGUUCUCGUCAUCGAGUACGGAGUUCUGAGCGAGGCAGCGUCGCUCACCACGGUCGCAGGCGGAUUCUCUGGAAUGUCCGACAGUCAGUUCAUGUACGACAUCCGAUCUGUCCCUCAGGUCAAUCUACGAAACCGUGUUAUAUCAGUCCUGGCUGGCAAGGUAGUGGGCGGUAGCUCUGCGGUCAACGCCAUGAUGACGAUCCGUGGGACCGCAGAAGACUAUGACCGCUGGGGGGCCUUCUUUGGCAAGAAUUCCCACUGGACCUGGGAGGGCCUGCUGCCAUACUUCAAGAAGGCUCUCAACUUUGUGCCGCCCAACGCGGACAUCACAAGAACAGCCAACGUUACGUACGACACCAGCUUCUGGGGCAACACUUCACGGGUUUAUGCCGGUUGGCCUUCGUACCAGUUCCCAGCCACGACGGCUCAGAUGGAGGCGUUCAAGGGUCUACCGGGCGUUGAAAUCGCCAGUGACAGCGGGUCUGGUGUGCCGGGUGUCUACUGGUAUCCAACCUUUAUGGAUCCCAAGACGGUGCUGCGGUCUUUUGCCAAGACAGGCCACUAUGACAACGUCAAGAGAGCCAACUACCACUUGGUCACCCAGUCCAAAGUCACCAAGAUCGUACUUGACGGCACGACAGCCACUGGCGUCUCGUUCGUCCCGGCACCAGCAAGAGGCCAACCGGGGAACACCGCCGCUCCGGUGACCACAGUGACUGCCAGAAAAGAAGUCAUCCUGGCGGCCGGUGGUGUCCACAGCCCCCAGGUACUGCAAGUGAGCGGGAUCGGUCCUAAAAAGGUUCUCUCCGCAGCUGGCAUAGACACCAUCGUCGACCUCCCCGGCGUCGGCCAAAACUUCCAGGACCAUGGCAUGAUCUCCGCCUCGUUCCAAUUCGCCCGCAUCCCCCAAUCCGCCCGCCCCUCCUCCGACGACCUCCGCACAAACCGCACCCUCUCCACCUGGUCCUCCCAAGUCUGGGCCGCCAACCGCACAGGCCCCAACUCCAUCGCAACAGGCAACUCAGCCGCCUGGCUCUCCUUCCCCGUCAUCUCCCCCCGCUCCGCCAAGCUCUCGGCCGACCUCGCGGCCCAAAACCACGCCGCCUACCUCCCCACGGGAUCCGACCCGACAGUCGCAGCCGGCUACCGCGCCCAGAUGCUCUCCUACGCCUCCGCCCUCAGCAACAACAACACAGCCUUCUACAACCUCGUCAUCCAAGGCGGCUCCGCCAGCGGCCUGCUCGUCGACCUCCACCCCUUGAGCAGGGGAACGGUCAAUGUCAACCCGGCCAACCCGCACAACACCGAGCCGCAGGUGGACUACCGCGCCCUGGCCAACCCCCUGGACGCGACCAUCAUGGGUGACAUUGUCCGCUUCACGAGGAAGUACUACCUUGAUAACCCCAAGACCAAAGACUGGGGCGGAAGGGAGGUCUCCCCCGGCGCGAGCGUGACGACGGACGAGCAGCUGGCGACGUUUUUGAGCAGCUCCCUGAGCCCGAGCGUGUAUCACCCCGCGGGGACGUGUGCGAUGAUGCCGUUGGAGCUGGGUGGUGUGGUGGACGAGGAGCUCAAGGUGUACGGCGUCAAGAACUUGAGGGUCGUGGAUGCGAGUGUCAUCCCGACACUGCCGGGGGCAAACACUUGCCAGACGGUGUAUGCCAUUGCCGAAAAGGCGGCGGACCUCAUCCGAUAUGGCGCACCAAGGGUCUAAGUAAGCGGCGGCAGUAGGUCGUAUGAAUAUUUCGAAUGCGACGAAUAAUAUGCAAAUUUGAAAAACCUUUUCAUGUUGUGAUUGUACAUAUUAUUCUCUAAUUCGCCGAUGUAUCAGUAAACCACUGGUGCCUGUCCCAAAAAGCAAAUCAGACUCCUGAACUCCAGUC